CGAGCCACCGACGUGGCAACAGUUACACCGUUUCCGCGAUAUCCAUCGGCGAACAGAUUCCACGGGAUUAUUCGCAGCGUAGCCUCUCCGGACUAGUGGCUGGUCCAGGUGAUACUGCGGAUGCUCGCGGCAGUGUUGCAACAUCCGGAUUCUCAACGAGCACGGCACGUAAGUAGAUACUGCCGACGAAUCGUACCGGGUUCGAUGAUCCCGUACAAUCGACGCGUGUCACCGAUUCAUGCUGGCAAUCCUGGCUACCUGUGUGAGUGACACGGAGUGAAUAUAUGGUGGUUGCUCGCCAGACACUACGGGAACCCAUCAACGAGCAUCGCUGGAUUAACUGUCCGGUAAUCGAGCAGCGAUUAACGAGAUCAACGAGAGUGUUAGGGGAACGGAAAAUAUAAUGAAGAGGCUGGCACGUGUCGCUUGUGUGAAGCAGCCGUUCCUGUAUUUCAACUAAUCGCGUCGCGUCCGACGUGAAGGAUCAAUGCGUUUCGCUUGUUAAACCGAAACUUACGUCACAUUGUGCAACUCGCGAUCGGAUCUUCGAUGGAUCUUUUUAUAAGCAGCGCUGUGCUCGGUAGGAUUUCUGGUUGGACCAGUCAGAUUGUGAUCGAACAUUAAGAUUCAAAAGGAGGAACAUGAAUUGAUCGUUGGAACGCGUGUAUCGGAUGAACGCGGAAGCUCGAAAAAGACUACAACGUAACUUUCUCUUAUUACCAAAGAAUACAUUGACGUAAGGGUUGAAGGGUAAAAUAAGUGUCUGACCAUUUCACGAGCAUUUACGUGCGUUUUAUACUGCAACAAUCAGGCACCAAUGCCACGCAUCUCGAAUUCCAUCGACCGACUCUGAUGUUAACAUGCUGAUGUUAAGCAAAAUAUUAUCUCCUGCUGUAUACACAUAGAACCAUCAGCAUCAAAAGAACUCUUUUUACCAGGAAGAAGAAUCUUCAGAACGUUAGACACUUAGUGAAUUCGAAAAUAACAACAGAAAGACCAUUAAGCUAGCCGACAUUCGCCAAGCGAGCCACAUGACCCAAGUUUCACUGAAGACUCUCCGCGGAGAGACCCCAAUGCUCACCUAACUGGCACCACGCUAACGACGCGUGAACGCAAACCGAACAACAUCUAAACUCCCUGUCUUCAUGUGAAAAGCUGGUAUUCACGCUAAUCCUUGCAUCAGACCAGCAACUUUCUAAGUUGGGUGCAAAGGUGUUCGUUCGGUUUUCAAUAUGUUUCACGAUCUUCCUCGACGAGUCCGAUCAGACAGUAACUAAAGUUGCUGUGAAGGAACUCGAGCUACGGGGUGCACCGAAACGUGUUGCCCGCGAGACCGCGGUGCGUUUCCAUGUGAAUGUGUGGAUGGUGUCGUCGUCGUUGAUAUCGCCGCGGAACAAUAUACUUUUACGAGCUGUGUCGUACCGCGAGGUGCAUCGUUGUCCGCCUGAUUACCGUCGAUCUUCCCGGCGAUCGAUCACCGCUAGGGAAGCCGCAUCUCUUGGUUAAUUUCGGCCCGAUGGCUUCGACGCUCUGAAGCUCCGCGUUUCAACCGGUGCUCUCCACGAGGUGCGAGGACCUAACCACCGCGUAAGGGACCGACACGCCAUCGAGUCGACGGAAAUGAAAUGUUGUGACCAACGGUGAACGACGUGGCGAACGAUAAGGAGUAUCAUCGAGUGCGGAGUAAGUGAGCAUAUGUGACGAGUGUCGUGACCCGAGACACUUGUUGCAUGUCGGUUGUUUUUUAAAAAGUCUGCCGCAAUGUCUGUUUCGCGAGGAAGGGAGGAUUAGUCAACGUCCGACGCAAAAAAGAAAAACGUGAAACACGGGAGAAAGAAAGCGGAAAAGAAGCGAAUGGCGCGCGCGUGCCUUGGGCCACGCGGUUUUGAUCCAGCGUUCCUCCGCGUGCCUGCUUUGGUCAUGAAACUCGCGCGCGUUUCCGUCGUGCCUCGCGAGACGUGUACUUUGGAUGUUCGGGUACUUUCUUCGUUGACGCGUUAACGAAUUCAACGGUUUCGUUGGUCGUGUGAUGCUGUCAUGUCGAUCGUCGAUCACUGUUUCCUUCGCGGGCGCCAAAGUGUUCCGUGAUCCGGCCGUGUGCAUGUAAAAGUUGGUUUCGAUCUUCUCUGCGUCGCGCGUGUGAUCCAAGAAAUCCGUAGCCGGACGAACAGAGGACAUGAGCGUGAUUGUGUGCUCAGGCCGGUGACGCCGGUCGCGAAUUGUGCGUGAGGGCGUGUGCGUGUGUGGCUAUCGUCGGCUGGUACUCCUAGGUAGCGGACUGUCAUUGACGUGACGGAUAUUCGUUCGUGGUGGAUAUCUCCAGGCGCGUACGCUGUUGGCUUCGGCAAAGACGGGAAACAGAAAAGACCGGAAGGCUGGAUCACCUCCGUGGAAUGUCUUCGAGCGCCAAGCGGCUGGUGCAGUCGCUUAGGGGCCGCAGUGGGGGUGGUAGAGGCAACGGCGGUGGUCGCAGCGAUGCUGGUGGUGGGGAAGGCAGUGGCGGCGGCGGUGGUGGUGCUAGCACCAGUGCGACAAGAUUGUGCCCUUCCGAUAACAGCCUUGAGCUCAAUCAAAUCUCGGUGGUCGGUGACACUAUCGCUACGACACCUUGCCACUGUGGUGGUCUCAAGUAUGGGACAAGGGGGCAAGCGCUGUUCAGUAUUGCUGACUGGGUACCUGAUGCACCGGCGUACAGACUCCAUUCCGGAGUGAUUAUAUCGAGUGGCGGCGGUGGUGUGAGAGACCGUGUCACGGGGGGUUCCACUUCCGCUUUAAGCUGCAAAUGCAUGAAUCGCCACACACCCACGCAACAACAGGGGGCGUACAUGAACUAUGAGGCGACUGAUUUCGACCUAGGCCGUAAGUCAGAGAAGGGAGACCAUCUGUGGGGCAGAUUCAAGCUGCAUACAGAUACACUGACGCCCUCGCGCGACCAAUCGCACCUGCACACACCGACGUCCAUCAAUCAUCUGAAUAACAGCAGCUGCAACGGCACCGAGACCAGGUAUACAGUACAGCAACAGCAACAGCAACGUGGUAGCAGAGGGUACCCCGGGCAAUCGGGAACUAAGGGAUUUCGUACUGGUGCUCCUAAUUGGUCCUUCAUCUUUGAUCCUGCGGGACGUCUGUGUUAUUACUGGUCAAUGGUGGUAUCCCUUGCCUUUCUGUACAAUUUCUGGGUAAUCAUCUAUAGGUUCGCCUUCCAAGAGAUAAACGGCGAAACGCGGUGGGUGUGGUUCUGCUUGGAUUACUUCUCGGAUUUUUUAUACGUGUUGGAUAUAGUAUUUCACAUUCGAACUGGAUAUUUGGAAGAUGGUGUGUUGCAGACCGACGCAACUAAGCUGCGGAAUCAUUACACCAACAGCACAACAUUUUACAUGGACAUCCUGUGCCUGCUGCCACUCGACUUUUUAUACUUAUCUAUAGGAUUCAAUAGUAUACUGCGAAGUUUUAGACUUGUGAAGAUAUAUCGGUUCUGGGCGUUCAUGGAUAGAACUGAGCGACACACGAACUAUCCGAAUUUAUUCCGCUCCACCUCCUUGAUACAUUAUUUACUGGUGAUCUUUCACUGGAACGGGUGCCUCUAUCACAUUAUUUAUAAGAACAACGGCUUCGGCAGUAAGAACUGGGUGUUCAGCGACUCUGAAACAGCGGACGUUGUGAAACAAUAUUUGCAGAGCUACUAUUGGUGUACGUUGGCCCUAACGACCAUCGGCGAUCUGCCACGACCGAGAAGCAAAGGAGAAUACUUAUUCGUAAUAGCUCAGUUGCUGUUUGGUCUGCUACUGUUCGCCACCGUACUCGGGCACGUGGCCAACAUUGUUACUUCCGUCAGCGCGGCUAGAAAAGAGUUCCAGGCAAAGUUGGAUGGCGUGAAAACGUACAUGAGGAUGAGAAGAGUGCCAAAGCAUUUACAAGUGAAGGUUAUUAAGUGGUUCGACUACCUCUGGUUAACACAGAAAUGUUCGGACGAGGAAAAAGCUGUCAGUUGCCUUCCAGACAAACUGAAAGCUGAGAUAGCGAUAAACGUGCAUCUGGAUACGCUGAGGCGAGUCGAGAUUUUCCAGAACACGGAGGCUGGCUUCCUGUGCGAACUAGUGCUGAGACUGCGGCCCGUCCUGUUCUCACCUGGCGACUACAUUUGUCGCAAAGGUGAAGUAGGGAAGGAGAUGUACAUAGUAAACAGGGGGAGACUGCAAGUGGUGGCUGACAAUGGGAAGACAGUCCUCGCUACACUAAAGGCGGGUUCCUACUUCGGGGAGAUCAGCAUUCUCAAUAUGGGGACUGCAGGUAACCGGCGAACAGCCAGCGUGCGCUCGGUGGGCUACUCGGAUCUCUUCGUCCUCAGCAAGAAGGACAUGUGGGACGUGCUGAAGGAGUAUCCGGCAGCUAGAUUCCGCCUCGAAGCUAUUGCGGUGAAGAGAUUGGAGAAGUACAAGAGGGCACCUUCCGAAAAAGCUUCAAUGGGAAGAUGUCAGAGUACGCCAGGGUUGGUGGAAUCGCGGGGUCGUAUACCGUUGGAAGAGAUGUGGGUGUCGCCAAUUGACACGAAGUCUACUCAUACGUAUUCGGCCGGCCACUCGUUAUUCUCCCCUAGCCCGAGCCCGGUGAUACCGCGCGGUUUGCCUGUCUCUGGGAACAAUGUCAACGCGAACAACGUUCCAAGAAGCAUGGAUAGCCCGAUGAGUGCGACAAGCAGCGGCCACAGCAGCGAAGAUCAAACCGCUAGAGCACCGCAAUCCGGAGCUAUACAGCCUUCUACCGGCAGACAAUCCACCUAUUCCGGAAUGACUUACAACAGCAUGACACAAUUAGUCAGCGAAGGCGCUGCACCGUUGUUAGACACUUAUGAAACGUUGCUGGCCGAGAUCAAGCGUUUACGAAAACGUCUGGUUUGCCUGGAAACUGAAAACGCAGCAACGAGCGUGAAACUGAAGCAGCAGCACAGGGAAGUGAAGCAUCGAUUGGCUGAGAUCGAGAUGCAAAUUCGUACUGGCAGCUCGUGGAGCGUAGAAGACAACGAAAGAAACCGGGAAAGGUAUACCGGAGAAGAUCAAGACGAACCGGAAGGGGCUAGAAUCUCUGGUAGAUCUAGCGACACGAAAUCGAUCGGUAGCCUCAGUCAGCAUUUCUUUGAAAGUGACGAGGACGAGAAAUAUAUCGGCACGUGCAACGGAUACGCUUCGCAACCCGGCAGCAAAUCAAAUUUAUUGCUAUGCAGUGAGUGUGAUCAGAAGUCUCGAACUUGCACUUACAGGCCGCAAACACCUGGUUCCUAUUGCGCUAAAUACGUCGAGGAACGUUUCGACGAUCAGCUACAGACUCCGGGAACGUCUCGCGCGUACAAAAGCCCGGUUCACGCGUCCUCGCCGCAAUCGUUACACCGCGGUCAAGGUCAUAAUGGCCAAAGUAUUUCGCCUAGUUCGUUCUGUUGCGAUCAAGAGUACCAGGUUCGGCAAGGCUGGUCGAAAAAGCACAAGCAAGACGUCAACAACAAAGAACACUACAGGGACAAACACUCGGAUCAGGACGACGAGCUGGACAUUUGUGAGCUCUGUCACGGGAAUAGUCGUGAGUUUCAAUGUGCACACUGCGAUUUUUCUAACGAGGGUGAUCUGAUAUGCUUCCGAUGUCAGAGCGACGAGGGUUCGUCGAACGGCCACGCCUGUCCGCGUUGCGAAGCGAGCGACAGAGCGUCGAGCAAGCCAAGAUCGCAAAGGGGAGCUAUGUCUUCUAUCGACGAAGCGAAGUACCCGGUAGACGCUGUCGUGAAAAUUCAGGUAAACGAUCAUUUGAUGGACGUGGACUCGGACGAGACACCCGACAGCGACUUAAGCAGCCAUCAUCACCAGAGGAGCCCGAUGGAACGGCUGGGCACCAUAGUCGGCAAAGGAGACACUGCCAGUGAAGAUGACGAGAAAAAUGGGGGUACAAAGAUAAAUGAAACUAACGCCAGAAGAUAUUUCAAUUACACGACCGUGUACUCUUUCUUGUAAAUAAACAUGGUUACCAUCACUGCGGUUGAGCUACGGAGUUUAUUUGCGCAUGGAGAGUAUUGUUGGGAUUAGAAAUCGAGGAUUUAAUGAUAAACACAGUCGUAGCGGUGUUAUACAAAUUUUCAGAUUUUGAACGAACCUAUAAUAGGUACAUAUAUUUGUAGUGUACUGUUAUGAUAUUGUUAUACUAUCAUGCUAGUAGUAUUAAUGGCAUACUACUAUCACAUUUUAUACUCUAUAAAUAUAUAUCGUUUUUGUAACGUUAUCUUAUUACUAAACUUCACUUGAAUUAUGAGAGUAUCAUGUUAACCGUACACUUAUGUAUAUACGUGUAACGAGACUAACGAAUUCAAAUAAGGCAAAAGUAAAAAUCGCAACUACAGUAGGACUUUCUUGAAAUGUACUGAUCAUUGCUAUUGGAGGGAUUCUUUUAUAAUCAUACUAACAGAGGACAGUUAAAAAAGAUGAUGCACAGUUACGGAAAACAAACAAUAUUAAUGAACAAAUAGAUAUUAUGCAAUAGAAUAAAUUAAUAUAUAUAUAUAUAUAUAUUCUUCAGUAUAGUGGCAAUAGGUGGCAAGAACUUUUAUUUUGAAUUAUUUAUUAAACAAAUCUUUUUAACUCCUUAUAGAGAAAAAUUUCUAAAAUAUAAAUAGAAUUUGUUUGCAUUGUCAAACUUCCUAUCUUUAACAAUUUGUUAUAUUUACAGGUUUUGUGUCACAACUAUGUCUUAAGUUGUUAGAGAUAAUAAUUUAUUUUUUCUAUCAGAAAAUUAAAUUUUUAAUUUGAAGAUUUGAAAAGUAAAAUUACAUAAAAAAUUUGAAGUUUUUGAAAGUAUCGGAACUGAACUGCAUUUUUUUAUAUUAUCUGUAUAUUAUGUCCAUCAGUAAAUUAAUAAAAGAUUGAACUGCUCAUUUCCAAUUCUGAAAUUGAAAUGCUCUUACACGUUUACGUACUGCAUGAAUAUUUCGUAAUACACAUUAUUUAUUAUCAUAUUUUUCUGAAACGUUUAUAAAUAAAUUACAAUAUUCUUUCUAUUGAAGGUAAAGUAAGACGAAAUAAUAUUCGCAUAGUUUUUAUCAACCCAUGAUGAUUGAUGAAUGAAGUGAUGAUUAAGUGGUAAAUUUCUUUCUUGCAUGUUGGAGUUUUUAGUUUUAUUUAUAAGGUUUGUUACCGCAUACGACAUUGAUUCAUCGCAGAAAUUGCAUCGUUGAGAUAAAACAAAAAAUAUUAUAUAUUUACCUCUUAUUAUCUUUGUGACAAAACAAUUACCGAUUACUUACUAAUUACUUCCUUUUCUUCUUUAUAAAAGAUGGUAUUCCGAAAUAUUUGAAUAUAAAUAGUAUCAACAUUUUUUAGCAUUUCUGUUCCUUGUGAAAUCAUGAAUAUUUAUAAAAUAUAUGUAGAGACAAUUUUGAAAAACUUGUUUUGCACGAUUGAAAGCUACUUUAUUCCACUGCAGUAACUAACCGUGUUUUUGUUAUAAAUUUUAUACCUUUAAUUAUACCUACCCUGACUCUUUCAAAAUCUCUAGAAAGUGUAAAGUUCAAUACUAUUUUAACGUUAAUAUUUCUCAUUACUUUCUCACGGCUGCGGAAGUUUGAACAGCCCCUUUUUUCCGUCUUUCAUAACAAUUUUCAAGACCUUUCUGGAAACUUCUAACAAGACAAAAACUUGUUCCAACUUUUCCUUAAUUUCUCUCGUAGAAAGAACUUCUAUUCUAUUAAUUCUUUUUUUCCAUUCAUAAAAGAAAUAUUCAUUUUAGAAUAGUAUUUGGAACAACAAUAUAUUAUUUAAUAUUAUUUAUGAAUGAUAUUCAUUGAUAUAAAGAUUUCCACAGAUUUCUAAUAACAAUAUAAGGCAGAAGGAUUUGUCACAGAUUUCUGGAAUGUUAUUGUACACAAUGGACUGAAAAUAAUCAGAAUAUAAUCAUAUUUUAUUAAAUCUUCAUCGCAUCAAGUAUGAUAGUUUAUUACAAAUAUUAGAACGUUUUUAUUAUUAAUUAAAAUUAAAGUAUGAACAUUUCAUUUUCAUUAUGUUACAAAAAUUACAUAAACGAUGAAUGUAAUAAAUGUAAAGUAUAAUCCAGUCUUGAAAUUGUCCGACGUGUUCUAAUUUCCCGUUACUAUUUUAGAAGUGCGUCAAGCGUUAUCAAUAGCCACAAAUUUCAAGCAUUGUUGGCAAUAACAGAGUGUUUAGCAUACUUUGUUCAUAUUACGAAUGCCUAGUAUGACUCAACGGGAAUAAAUGCCUACUCUUAAACAAUGACAUCACCAUUUAUAUAAUAUGGCGUUGUAAAAUCGUACUGUUCCACAAGAAAUAUAUAUGUUAUUAUUAUUUCUAUCAUUUAUGUACAUCUGUAAACUUGGAUAAAAAUAUUCUAUUGUAUCUGUUUUCUAAAGGACUUCAUUUCCAUUAAAUUCAUUUUCAAUUUAAUAGAAAUUUAAUGGCGAUUCGAUUUCAUCACAUUAACAUGAUUUUUCAUCGACAAAAAUUAUUCUUUGUAUUUUUCAGUGUGUUUUAAUACACACGUUAUUUCGAUAGAAUCAGAAUUUUCGGGUUGAAUAAUUUUCAUCAUUAAUUCUGUAAUAAUAAUGAACGCAUAGCAAAGCGUAAUUGGAACCAUUUAAUUGUACAAAACCGAAAUCCACGUUACAAUUACCAGUGAGCUAUAAUAAUCAGUCGUGUUUUAGUUGAAAUAGUAAUAAAAAAGUGAAUAAUCUGUCGGAACUUGAAUUUCAGAACAUUCUCUCGUUUAUAAUUAUAAUUGAUCUAAUUAAUUUUAUACUUUGUUAUAAAAUGAUUAUAAAAACAAUUAAUCCACAAUGAAUUUUUUGUGCACAAAUAUUGGGUUUAAAUAAGUAAACUGAUUUUUUUCAGUGAAAAUAUGUUACUUUCUGUCAAUUGUCUGUACUUACAGUUCCAGCGAACAAUGAGCAAUACAACAUUCAGACACAGUUAAAAGAUCAAAUAUACCCAUAAAAGUACAAGUUAAAAAUUAUACCUCGUCUAUGGCAAUUUUAAUUAACUGUAUUUUGUGACAUGUCACUCCCAUCAUACAAUGUAAAGAAUAAUAAUUCGAUUCAUUUUCACUAACAAUAGAUAGGCCAAACUGUUUUAUUCAGAUCUAUCAUGAACAUUUACAGGAGUUCUACUGCAGUCCCUCAUAAACUCACAUAAACAUUUUCUAAAAAUAUUAGUCUUCAUUUUAUAUUUCUCACAUAGAAAUUGUUAAUAACGUCAAGUAAAGCAUAUUAUUUAUUUUCCCUUGCCUCUUCUAAUAAUGGAAUUCGAAACUAAAUUACUAAUCCUUCGCAUCAUGGCAUAGUAAAAGGAAAACGAUACUUUACGAUAAAAAUCGCUGUAAUUAUUAAAAUCGAUUAGUGGUCACACAUUUUCGACUCAAGUGAAUAGAAAUUACGAAAUACUAAGCUGAAGUAACAUUUGACAAUUACUUCCACUCGCUCAAUUCAUAAAGACAAAACGCUGAAGAAGCGACUGACUAAUAAUCAACAACGACACUCUCCAUCCAAAAUGAUAUGUAGAGAGGGAAACGUUACUGUGCCAUAAAACAAUUUAUUGGUUUUACCGUACCGUUACUUUUCGGAAUGUUCCGUAAUGUAUACCCAGAUUAUUUGACAUCGAAAUUUCUGUCGUAUAAUAAAUUUAGCGCCGUAGCUCGACUCGCAUGUAAAUAAACUGCCAAUAAACCGUAUAUCGUAGGGCUGUAUAGAUUAAUACGUAAUCCGUAAUAGUAAAGUGCUAUGUGAGUGUGAGUCCGAAAGAAAGAUAGAGAUUAAUUCAAAGUGUGAACGAACAAAAAAGAGAGGGAGAGAUAGAGUGAGAGAGAGGGGGAGAGAAAGAAAUUUUGCGUUCGACACGUGCUGUGUCACCAUGAGUUAACAAUAAGAUGCGUGAUGCAACGAUCAACACGAUUCCAUGCGCGACUUUUAGAAUGGAUUUGUGCAAAAAUCGUAUUCAUCUUGUCUGCACUGAUUUCUUUUCUUUUACCAGUCGCCCUGGACGUUCCGUUUUCCAUAACUUUUAAGGUGUACUAUAUAGAAAUCAUAUUUAAAAACGAUUAAUGGUACUUUCAAGCUCGAAAAGGGUAAAGUAAUACUACCAAACGAAUCUUCUAGCCUAAUAGGAAAUAAAAUUGGAAUAAAACAGUUCUGGCAAAUAUACGUUCGAAAACGUUUCUUUGAAAUGAUAUUUGUAACGAAAAUUAUGAAUGGAAUACAAGUUAUGUAAUAAUAUGAAAAAUCAUCAGAAAAAAUUUCAGAAUAUCUUAAAGUUAAUGUUAUUUAAUAACAGGCUAUAAGAAUAUUGUUAGGUGUAUAGGUAAAUUAAAAUUUCAACGACUUUUAUUAGGAAUAAUCACUGUUUUUAGGUAAAAUUGUUCACGAGUUUUAUUUAUAAAAAUGUAAUACAAUCGUUUCUAAUUAAGUAAAUACUUCUUAGAGUAAAUAAUGCACAUGAAAUAUUUAAUAAUUAAUUUGUAGCGUUAAACAUAUGUAUAAUUGAACUGUUUUAUUCGGAAUUGCGUUUCCUAUCAUAUGCCAAUCUAAAAUCCAAAGUACCGUUUGAUUUUAGCAUUGAAUUUGGACGUGAAAUCUUUCUUGAAAUUGUUGGAAAGUUAUUCUUAGUAUAAUAUUCAAUCAAUCUAUAAUUUUAUUCUGAAUUCAUUUAAUUCAAACUAAAAGAUAAUUGAAACCUCGAGUAGCUCAUUGGUUUUAUGCUAGUUUAUAACUAACUUGUCACCUGUUCACGUAAAUUUAUUAAGAAUUUCUUGAACUUGUUCACUAUCUCACGCAUUCCAAAUAAAAGUCAAAUAAUUAAGAUUUAUACACAAAUCCAUUGUAACUCAUGUUCGGGACCAACUAGAACCACCAACCCCAUUGCUGCUUCUGAUUUGUGUUCUCAUUUCCGACCAUUAUCUGUCACAUACUGCGUUCCUCUGUGGAAUAUGAAAAUAGUGCAGAAAGUCUUCAUCAUUAUCAAUGAAUUAUUAUGUUGUAUUAAAAUCUAAAAAAAAAAGUGUGUUUUCUUAUCAAUUAUUCUGAGGUCACACGUAUUACUUAAAUAGAUAAUAUGUAACUUGAAAAGAAAAUUAAUACGA
This is a messenger RNA of Nomia melanderi (Alkali bee), 11115 nucleotides long. NCBI's taxonomy places the organism in Eukaryota, Metazoa, Arthropoda, Insecta, Hymenoptera, Halictidae. The record is from RefSeq and is a predicted model, not a curated record.